GAACAUAUUUGAUUUCGCCGUCGUCGUCGUGUCUGUGGUUGAGUGUGCCUUGGACCUGUGGGCACAGAGCCUGGAUGCGAACUCCGGGCAAGUGCGCAUUCUGCGGACCGUGCGGCUCAUACGCGCCCUUCGAGGGAUGAGGCUGGUCCGGCUCUUUCGCUAUGUGGUUGCUCUGCGAACGCUCCUGCUGUCCAUCAUCGCCACCACGGGCUCUCUCUUUUGGACACUCCUGCUUCUCAUUACGCUUUGCUACUCCUUCGGCAUGGCUAUUGCGCAGUUCGUGAUGGACCACUGUCGAUUUGAGGCCAUCGACCGAACCCAUGACCCGAACGCGAUACCCGACUGUCCGGCGAAUCUGAGGAAGUUCUGGUCCAGUGUUCCGGACAGCAUGCUCACGCUGUUCCUUGCCAUUUCUGGUGGGAUCAGCUGGGACGAAGCCUUCCGACCACUGCGAGAGUUCUCCCCGCUGGGGACAGCUUUGCUACUGGGGCUUGUGGAGGUUAGCUUGGCCUCCUUGUCCUUGUUGUCAGCACGGCCAGACUUGCUUGGUGAAUGUCUGCCGGGGUUGGAUGUUCAAGCUUUGACAGUUCUGGCUUCAAGGAUCGAGAGGGGCUUCGGGGAACAUUCGUUGUACCAGUUUCCACUUCUCUGCCCUUCGAAGCUGGAAGCCAUCCUUGCCAGCCAGGGAGCACCUCUGCCGUUACCAACAGCGGUUGUGGGAGGCUACCCCUGUUAUGCUUCUGAUGGUUCCUCCUUUUCCUUCCAGGAAAAUGACAUGGGCGGCUACAAUCCUUGUUUGCUCUUUGACGUGGGUAUACCCACAUUAGACGAGCCCUUUGGUGCUCGCUUUCAUGCUGACGUUGGCUUACCAACCUCAGCGAACCUUCGGCGACUCACCAGAGUCAAGCUCAGAGCUCAAGGUUUUAAGCCUUUUCCGGAGUUGCCUCCCCGAAAGUGUGAAGAGCCGGUCAUGCCACCCGCGGUGCAGACGACUGUAGCUCCUUUGCUCCUGCCUCAGAAGUUGGGGGGGGGCCUCAAUGUGAGCUGCGACCAGAACCCAGCAGCGAGAGCUCCCUGGAAAGCCGUGCGCAUGGUGCUCUUGGCUCUUACACUGUGCCUUAGCUUGCAUGGGCGCAUCUUGGCCUGUCAGCUUCAAGAAUGGGACCCCUGCAAUGGGGUAAGUGUAGGUGAAGCUGCGCAUCCAGGCCCUGGUGGCCGUGACUCUGCGCACCGCAAGAAGCAGGAGAAAGUCAUCCUGUCAGGGCUGCAGGCCGGAGUCCGCUACCUCGUGAGCCUCGUCCCCGUUCCCCUGCCGCUAGGACCCCUUCCCGUAGUGUUCCUCCUCCGGCCGUUAGGCUGCCCCUUGAACGACGUUGGGUCAAACUCCAGCACGGCAACUGGAAGCAAGCGUUUGUUGUUCCCCUUGCUACAAAAACUGCCAGAGUGGGGAGCCCAACCACACGUCUCGGAUUGCUCUGCGAGCAAGCCCGAUCCGGAAAACCUUGUCACGAUCUACGGCACGUUGGCUACGGAGUUCAUGUCUGAGGCGGACGGGGCCCUUGCCCUGCGCAAGCCACCAGACAGUAGCCUGCCGGCUGACUCUACGUCUGAGGUGCCAGCUACCGUGCUUGACUCUGGUACCACUCACGAAGACGCGCUGAUGAACGGUGACUCGCAAGUGAACCAAGGUCAGAAGCGCACGCCAGACUCUCCGCACAAGGACCAGGCCUCACCACUACUGGACCCGACGGACGGCGUCCAUGCGCCUUCCGAUGCAUCGGGGGCAUUCAAGCUGUUAGAAACAGUUGCUCUUGCUUUGGCCUGCGCUAGGGUCAUCAAUUCCGAAGUCAUGGUCUGGAAGUAUGUAGGAGGCAACUGGAUUUUCCUCGAGCAUCUUGCCCCUCCUAGUGCCAAACGAUCCAAGCUUCCUGUGUACUUGUUCCUCAAGCACGGUCACUUCACGACGUUGCUUCCGGGUGUUCAGGCUCCUAAGAAAUGGGAGGCCCUUAAAGGAGGAGAGGAGAAGGUCUCCUACAUGGGUGGUGCUGCCGAUGACGACAUGGAUGCCUGUUCUGAUGUCUCCAACUGGCUUAAGCCAUCCUGUGAGGCGACCAAUGAUGCUGAACAGAUAGACGACUCUGGGUCAGAAGUGUCUCGGUGGCUGAGGCCGCCCAGUAUGAACACUGAGGCCAAACCUCUUCGUGCUGAGGAGCCUCAACCACAGGACGGCGAGGUGUCUCUAGCCUCAGGCUUUGCCGGCGGUGGUCCAAGCCAGCCCUCCUCGACAGUUCGGUCGGUGUUCAGUAAGAACUGUGCCAAUCGCCUCGCUCUUGAAGACAUUGCUAACCUCGAGGACUUCGAGGAGAGUGCGGCGUCUGCGGAACUGCCGCCUGCCCAGUCAGGCUUCCAGUGCCCGUUGUGCAAGAUGCGCAUCCCAUGCCUCGCUUCACAGGAGCGCUUGCGCACGAAUCCUCACUCCAGGCUGUCGAAGGGCCCAUGCGUCACAUUGACAGAGAAUGCUUCAUGUUUGAGCCUCACACUGACCGCUCUAGAGGGUGGGCUCGGAAACGAUUCCUUGAAGGCGGCUGCUCCUUCGCGUACGUACAGUGACCGCACUUUUGCUUACCUUAAAAGGUCUAAGCGGGCCUACACCGCAAAGCUUGACUCUCAGAUGCAACUCAGGCUGGUGGAGCUGUCCGCUCUCUCAGGUCCUUUCUUUUCGAAACACGUAUGCAACCGGAUGAGUGGAGUGCUUUCCAACGUCAUGCUCACAAGCUUGGGUUUAGAGAAAGAGGGAGCUCGUUUCGCUGCCGCUAAACGUGUGAUCGCCGUUUUGGGUAAUCUCGGGUUGCCUUUUGAGCGUUUUCACUCCGUUGCUCGUAAUUUCGGGGUUGCCAAGGUUGCUUAUGGGUGGCUUUGCAACUUGCCGAACAAGUCUGAUGCUUGGUCCCUGUGGACCGCCAUGCGUUCGGGUCAGAAAUGCUUACGGAGGGCUAAUCGGCAUAUCCGGGCUAUCCUCCUCGGUGGCAAUAGCCAUCUUGAUAUAGUGUCUGCUGGGUCUUUGCUUCGCACCUUGGCCGGCAUUCGUGCCAGGGGCCUGGUUGAGUGGCACAACAGGGCGGGCUCGCCGCUCAGGGCUUUCCGCAAGUGGAUGGCGGAGCAGGGGUGGGCUGAGACGGGCCCUUGGGCUUGGCGGGGUUACACUCCUGAAUGCGAUGUUGAUCUCAGUUCUGGUGCUGCAGUUCCUUUGCUCCUUCACGCCUUCAGGCAGGGGUGGAGGGCAGGACAGUGGAAGGCCUUCCUCACUAGAGGGCAGAGACAUGAAGUCCGGGAACUCAGUGAUGUGUCUCCGGCUCAGAUCCUCCAGUUUGACUUUGCUAAGACUCGCAGGUUCUCCCAGGGUAACCGUGGAUAUCGUACGGUGGCCUCUCUGGCUACGGCUACUCCGGCCUGCUUCCAAAACAGCAGAGAUGACACGCCCACCCUCUGUCCCUGGGGUGUGGGGCUCUUGGUCAUUGGCACCAUGUUGCUUGGCUCUGCCAAAACCGUCCUUCCCAGAGAUGUCUUCCCCCCAACACUUCGGUCGGGUCGUGCAGUGCGCCAUCUGGCACCAACGCCACGGCCGUCCGCCGGAGGAUUAGGUUCUCAGCUGUCCUGUGCAGCUAAGGACCACGACAUGGUCACGGUGAUACCUCCUGAGAGAGUUGGGCGAGGGUGCCGAGGCUCCCUUACCUACUGUAGGCCGUUGGCAGAUCUUUGCGUGAGCUCGACAAGCUUCUGUGUCUCCAUGAGGAAAACCGAGCCAAGGCCAAGCCUCGGGCCGGCAGCUCCGGCAGUGACACCCGGUGCUGAGCCCGGAGGGCUUCCAGAGUGGGUGAGGCUCCAUUCCCGGGUCCAGGCCUGCGCAGCGGCAAGCAACAGAGCUGAGUUGAUCGGUGUCUUCGUCGAAGGCUGGUUGGUUGUCAACCUGUAUGCCCAUCCCCACGAUGGACCGGUGGAGGCGGCACAGCUUUGCCAUGACGCCUUCAUUGAGUGUCGUCUUCAACGGUCCCAUCCGUGGAUUGUUAGCGGGGAUUUUAACUCGUUGCCUAAUGACAGUGAGAUCUCCACACUUUGCGCCUCUUUUGGCGGCACGUACACCGGCCUUGGUCGGCCCACGCGUUGGGAUGGCAGUCGAGAAGUUGACUGGUCGUGUACCAACUACCCCGCCCAAGUGGCGCCGGUAGUGGCUUCUAAUUUGUGGAUCAGCGAUCACAUGCAGUUAAGUACCGCCCUUGAGGAGUGGCGAAGGCUGCUUAAGCACACUUGGGAGUCUUUCCAGCAGGGCAAAAGCUCUCGAAGCUCAGAGAUUUUCGUGGAGGCCCUUCGUCGGGUGCAGGGCGCAGAGGUACCGCGCCGCGGGGCACUGCAGGAGCAUGGAUCCCUGGCAGAACGCAAGGAGCGCAAUCGGCUGGCUCGUCUCUACGACUUCCUUAGUCUCCAGGUCUCCAAUGCUAUCGCCUCUCUCAAGGCAGAUCUUCACAGGGUCACGCAGGACACUGCUGAGCUCAGUAAGUGGCUCAAAAGUAAGACUGCUGAGCACGCCCACUGUGUCGAGGACGAGCAGGGAGAGGACUUCUGGUCCUCCCUCCGGGCUAAUGGGCCCCCUCUCGCGGAACGAGUGCAGGCCGUCGCUCGCUUGAUGAAGGGGGCGGUAGGUUACGGCGGGCAGGGUUCGCGUGCAGGACACCCGCCCGAUCACCAUUCAGACUGUGUGGUGGCAGACGUCGCAGCCAUUACUGGUGAAGACGUGUACGAGACGCUCAACUCGAUUUUUCACGAGUACAGUUCCCGGGGUUUCCUUCUCACUCUGGACUACACCAAGGCGUUCGGCCAUCGUGACGAGUGCUGCACUAAGGUGUACCUCGACGAUCGCACCAUGGCUUGCUCCACGGCCAGUGGGCUUUACGACGCAUGGCUGCGCUGGCGUAAUUGGUCCUCGGCCGCGGGGUUGCUGGAACACUUUGGCAAGGCCUGGGCCGUUUCUAAAGGAGCGGCCAGACAGAGGCAGCUCCUCGCCGAGUUCCGUGCUGACAGGGUUUCCUCGUACUGCAAGGUGCUCGGGGCCUGUUCUUACGGCACGCCGCGCAGGACGUUUUUGGGUGCGGCUCGCAUCUUUUGCUUAAGCAAAGCAAACUUCGGUUGGGUUGGCCGUGCCCCCACGUGGUACGCGAGCCCCUGGGUUCGGGCCCUCCUUUACGGAGGAAACCUUCACUUGGACGUCUGUCUCGACGUGCGCCGGCGUGGGCCCUUGACGAGUGGCUCAUUGGUCGCUGCUGUGGGCAAGGCGCAACAUGCGGUGCGUGAGGCUUGGCGGGCGUGGAUCGCCCUCAAGUGGGAGGCUAGCGAGCGACAUGAGCUGCGCAACCUUGAUGUCGGAUGGCAUCGACGCCGUCUCGUGCAGUGGGACGACGCCCGUAAGUGGGCUGACAGCUGCGCUGAGGCAGCCACGGUAUCGCUGGGUGCCACUUUUUCCCCGGCUCAUUGGGCCGUGAUUAACGAACGUUCGGCUGGUCGUGCAGAGGUGAUGACCGAGCUACUGUUCAGGAUACGCGUGAAUGGCUUGUCACUGUUCAGCGCGAGCUCUGGCAGGGCCCUGGCCCUACCGCAGACGCUGCAGGGCGAGCGCUCUCCCUGCGACGCCUUUCUGAGGACAGGCAGUGGUGGUGGCUCUGGCGUUCUCUGGCUGCUACCCUCUGCGCUUCUGGUGGGAGCUGACAGCCUGCCUGAACUCCAAGCCAUGGCUGAUGCGCAUGACUUGCCACCUGCCAAUGCUCCCCUGGCAUUGAUUGUUUGGGAUUUCGAUCCUGCCAAGCAGUCUGCGCCCUCCAAAGCGGCAUUCAAGUGGUUCUUGACGGACCGCGGGGCGUUGCAGCUGCCUGUUGUGCCCUUGGGUGACAAGUUGCCAGACCUCCCCCCAGAGCCUAAGGUCAAAAAGGUUGAGGCGCCUGCUGAUACCGAGCACGUUGCCGUGCGAAUUACUGUUCGCCAGGAGUUUGUUGCAAGCAACUGGGCUGCCAUAAAGCGCAACCCGGUCCAAGCCCUCAUGUCCAUUCUCCCCGUGGGCAUAGAGGUGCGCGCCUACGGCUGGCGCGAGGCGGCCGUGGAUGGUCGCACUCAGCUUGUGGGCUACGCCAAGGUCUGCCCUGACAAGGUUGCUUCGGUGUUAGCCGUCAGUGGCAAGAAAGGCCUCUUUCUUGAACCUCUUCAAUGCAACCUUGCGCAAGUUAAGGCACCUGUCCAGUGGAUCCCCAAGCUGUCUACUGAAGACAUGGAACAGUAUUUCGCUCGUGUUUUCACUCAGGCCCAGGCUUCCAAGCUUCCCCUCGCCUGCAGGCGCGGUGGAGGAGCGUGCUUAGGUUUGCGUGGUGGCUCAGUCACUGUGACUGGGGCCCUGAAAUGGACCGUCGCGGGAGUUCCUUCUCACUGGGGUCCGGGCACGUUCCAGCAAUGGCUCGAGAAACAAGGCUGGGCCGACUUCAAGCAUGUUACCGCUCCUAAGCACACCAGGGGCAAAUGGACGUGCGUCGCCAAGCCUUCGGAGACGGGAGAGGGCCCCUUUGCCUACCAGGUUGGUGAGCAAGUCAUCACCAUUACCAAAUGGACGCGCACCAAGCCGGUUGCCAGUGAAGUUUGGCAUGCUCACGGCUCAAAAUGGUUCACUGUUGAUGGCAAGGAGGAGGAAACUGAGGUUCGUGAGGCCCAGAACGGACCUAGAGGUACCACGAUCUGGAACCUUGGGGGGCAUGGCGACUGUGGCUACAGGGCCAUCGCUGCUGCUUGUGCUGCCCGCUCGGGCAAAUCCGUCGAUGAGAUUCAAGCCAACAUUGAAAACCUCACCAAAUCGAUCAAAGCUCGCUGUAUUGCUUGGUUAAAGCAGCAUCGUGAAUGGGAGGACAACUGGGCUGCUGAUCCCACCACAGAUGCUGAAAUGGAAGAUGGUGAGCCGCCCAAGACUGCUGCCGAGUAUCUCUCAGCCGUAGGGCGUGCAACCAGGUGGAUCGAUGGCCUUGCUGCUCAAGCCAUUGCUAGCUGCCUGCAGACAGACUUGCUUAUUUUCGAGAAGCAGAACGGCAAAUGGAAAAUGUGCUGCCGUAUUCAAGCUGAGGAUCACAUUUUGCGGGACCCGCUGGUCCUGUGCCUGGCUGAUAAGCACUAUACUACCAUUUUGCAUGACAAGUCGCUUAUGCCGAAGGUCACUAUUGAGGGCCGCUACAGCUCCGUGAUUUCGAGCAACAGAUUUCACUUCAGGACAAGACACCCCGACAAGCCUAUGUCUCUUGUGCAGCAGGCACCGUUGCAGCUCGUUACUGCGUCUCCGCAGUUCCCGCCUGAGGAUGGCGGCUGGAAGUGCCGUUUGUGUGAUGCUCGACUGCCUCAGCAGCACAAGCAAGAUCGGAAAAGGUCUAUCAAGGAUCAUAUCGAGAAGCAUCACCCCGAUGAAACUCCGGCCACCCUGUAUUAUCGUAGUUUGCGCGGCCGGUCCAAGGCGCACACCAAGGUAGCUGAGGCUGCCCGAAAGAUUCACAGGCGCAACAUCAAGAAGAAGCAUCCUACUCACGGUGUUGUGGCUGUCAUGCCGCAUGAAAAGAUCGAACCCGGGAUGCUUCGUGGAUGCCUGUUUUACUGCAAGAAGUGCCUGACAGCAUUGCCGAAAGGUAAAGGUGCCCCUGACAUGCUCAAGUGCGCUCAGAAGCGUAAGUACAUUGCCACUAAUCUGAAGGCUGCCGCCAAGCGCAGAACUUGGUGGAUGCGUAUCCAGAAGGAAGAGCCCCGCUUUGCUGCUUCAUUCUCUGAGGCAGUGGGCAAGUCCUUUCGUGAACUUGAUGAUCUGUUCAGGGUGAACGUUGUCACUGAGUCUGCCCGAAGGCUUCGUGAGAUGCAAAAACUUGAAAGGUUGGGUAAGCAGCUCACGGGUGAAUAUCUUAAUUUGCAGGCUAAGAUUCGUCAGUCGAUUGAUGCCUGGAAGGAGUCUUUGCGCUCCUCUCAGGGGCGUGACAGCCUCUUGGGCGCCUUGUUCGGCAAACGUGCUUGCUGCUCAGGUGGAAUGGUUGGGCAGAUGCUCUAUCACGCAUGCUUGCCAGACUUGAGUGGAUUAAGAUGCUGCGCCACAACUUGCGUGAAAGCUGGCGCCAUUGUCAUUAUCAUGGUUGGCUGGACAGUGGUAGGAGCUUUCGUUUCUCCUGCUGUCUAUGGUAUCAUGAAAGGCCAGCGGCUCAGUCAUGUGAUGAUUGCGCCACUUGUGGUAGCGACCUCGGCGCGGACCUUAAAGCUCACGAUGGCCAGGGUGGGCGAGGCCACAAAUCCUGGCCCCAGGGCCGGAGGUUCAGGGCGCACGGUUAGGAUGAGAAAUGAAAGAGCUCAUGAUGCUCCUGAGCUCUCCGUUGAGACGAUGCAACAAAUCGCUAACAUGGUCAUCCAAGCCCUUCAGGGUCAGCUUGGAGGUCUGCAUGCGGCUCACCCGGCAAACCCACCCGAGGAUGAGGACUUUCAUCCGCGCUACUCCUCUCCUGAGGUCGAAGAUGCUGGGUGGCACGAGGCUCAUUCUUCUCAUGAGGUUGGUUGGGUUAAUUAUGAUUCUUGGUAUUCUGCCCUUGAUUGCGAGUGGGAUGCUUCGGCUUAUGAUCCCGAUACGGGUUGGUGGGACCCCGCUGCUUGGGAGCAGUGGAAAUACUGGAAAAAGCAGCGCCGCAAAAAGUGGCAUGCACAAUCUUCGGACGAAGGGGUUAACGAGCUUGAACAGAGUGAUUGGCCCUUUUUGCAGUCCACUACACCUGUGAGCCCCGAAGGCCCCAAGGUUAAGUUCGCUGCUAAAAUCGUGCCCGCUGAGUGGAAUUGCGAUCCUCGCCUCACCACUCCUAAUCAGAUCCAGCAUGCUUUGGAGGUGCUCCAAAACCUCAUCGCGGCUUUCGAUGUUCAUGACGCCGUUACGCUCGCUGAGGACCAGGGAAAGCCGCUGGCCAUCAGGCAGCAUGGUUUAAGUGAUCUGGGUAUUGUUGGUGGUGAGGAUUGCUUUUGGUGUUACUCUGAUGUCGAUUGCUGCGUCACGGUCGCCCCCGAGGACUCCCCAGCUACUCAUGAGGAAUGCUGGCUCGAUACCCCGAUUGAUGUUGAUGAUGAUGAUGCUGGUGAUGCUCUUACGGCCACGUGGCCCGAAAGUGACAAUGAGGACGAGGAUGGCUCUUUGCUUGAAUCCGCUCCAGGUUGGUGCAUCAAGGAUGCCGGGGGCACCGGCGAUUGCGGAUUCCGUGCCAUUGCUGCGGGACUCGCGGCGAACCAGAACAAAACUCUUACUCCCGAACAGUUGAUUCGGGAGGCUAGCACGCUGAGGUUGUACACAGUGAGCCAUCUCACCAAGCAUAAGGACGACAAGGAUGGAGGUGCCGAGGCCUGGGCCCCAGAUCCGCAAGACACGUCCUUGGAGUGGGGGGGCGAGGAGCCUCCCAACACAUAUGCGGAAUACCUUAAAAAGUGCGCUCGUCGCGAUGCUUGGAUCGACGGGUACAUGCUUCGCGCAUUGAGUCAAAGGCUCGGUAUCCCCAUCAUUGUUUGGUUCCUCUCCUCCAACGGGGUCUGGCUUAGGUUCGGACACCUGACGCCUGGUACCAAGAAACGCCCCAAAGGCCCCCGAGUACCUUCAAAGGAGCUGGGUCCGACUGCGGUCUGCUUCUGCUGCGGAAAGAAGGCUUCCUUGUGGCUCCAUAGGUCUUCAGCUGGAUCUCUCCGGCUCUGCUUGAGUGCUGCCUUCUCUCGAGGUAAGGUUUCUGAGGAGCGGGACAAAAGUGUCCAGAACAGCAAAGCGCUUCAGGCCCUCCAGCGUGGUGUGCUGCUCGAACUAAGGCUGGCUUCGGUCUCUCUCAAGCUUCUCGGCUUGGCUCGGUUGGAAGCGGGGAACCUGAUGUCGGCGCUGCUGAAGCUGCCGAGGAUGGCGGGUGCUCCUAAGCAGGGCACCUCCAAGGCUUUGUCUGUUGACACGGUUGAGAGGCGUGAGAGGGGCGAGCGAGGCUCACGAGCUUCUGACGUGUCAAGAGAAGCAGAGCCUCUUCACGCGGCGAACUUCCUCAAAGCUGUUAAUCGCUCUAAGCAAUACCUCGAUGGCUUCUUCAAGGGCGCGCCUGGUGCAUGGCGAGUGGCUAACCACGUCCUUGCUCAGGAGCAGCCGGACGUCGUCUUCCUUCAGGGUGGCGGCGUCCUUACGCUUGUGAACAAGGCCUUUCCUCAGAGACCUGCGGUCUGCAAGGCGCUUGACAGCGCGCAGAUGGUAGGAGUCUUUGUGUCGGGGCCCUCCAGCCAUCACAUCCGUGGCUGCUGGGAGGGGAUUUCAAUGAAGUUCCGACUGAUUCUGCUGUUGCUGACCUGCUCCACAGUUCGGUUUGCUUCUUGGCACCUAAGCGACCACAAGGGCCUCGUCGUUGACUUUGGUACGCCGCGCCCUGCUACCAAGGAGUGUGGCGUUGCUGCGCCGUUUAAGAAGAGACUUGCUGCUAAAGGGGCUGUUGCCACUGCCGAUGACACUGCGGGUGCACAGACAUUACGCAACCUCCAAUCCUUGAAGCAACGUUGUGGUGACCUCUCUUUGGCUGAGGAGCAGCAAGAAAAGAACCGCCGCUUGAGCGAAUGGAGGCAUCGGGUCCAGAGUGAUGUCGGUGAGCUUGGACGGCACACCGAGACUGUCUGUGAAGCUGCUGAUGCCAUCGCCUCCUUUUGGCGCGACUUUUGGCGUGACUUGCAUAGUCAGCGUCCUAGCUUCGAAGAGCGGUGUGCGGCUGUUCUUGAAGGCGUCGACAGGCUAAGGGAGCUGGUGGCCCUGACGGGUGGCAUAGUUCUGAGAUUAUGCACCCACCGGCUGGACAUCUGCGUGACCUUGGCUGAAGUGAUGCAUCAGUUCGCCACUAAGAAGCACAUCCUCACGCUUGACUUCACGAAAGCUUUUGACACGCUUGAUGCUGAUGUGUCGAUCCGGCCUCAGGUUCUCCAUGGUUGCGGCCAACCCCAGGGAGAUCCGCUCGGCCCGCUUAUGAUGUCCUUGUGGGUCCAAGCCGGCCUCCAAGUCGUCAAAAGGCGCUUGGCGAGUGUUUGGGACUUUUGGUUGCAGUGGAGUCACAGUGCCGGCUCGGUUGAGAACACUUUGAAGUCUUGGGUCGUCCAGGCCCUUGGCGCCAGCACUUACACUACUCCUCGCGCUCUGACGGGGCAGGCCAACUUCGGGUGGGUUGCUCGUGCUCCCACGUUGCAGCUCUCUAAGCUGGUUGGUGCGUUGGCUAAGCGCUCCGUUGGAAACUCCUUGCGCCUUGGCGGUGGCAGCAUGAGUGUGCUGGUGUCCGCGUUGGCUGGCGGGCUUGGUGCGCGUCGCGGUGGCUUGACUAUGGUCGCCAUGAGGUGCGUGGUCUCUCUCUUCGUGACUUUCCUCACGUUGAUUGGGAGGCCCCCUCGGCCUCUUUGCCCGUAUGUCGCGCGCUUCGGUUGGAAGGACGCUCUGGCUUCCUCUGUUCAGCUAACGACGUGGUGCGCUGUCGCCAUCCGCAGCAGGGACUGCACUGUGGGGUACCUUCAGGGCUCAGUGUCCUGGGCCAAACCGGCUGGCCUCGACACAGAUGCCUGGCGACAAGGACUGGCUGACGCAUGGGCGCAGGACCCACGUGUGGCUCAGUUUGAAGCAGCGCUCCAGCUCCGCACUCUCAGCGUUCAGACUGCUUGGGACACGUACAUGACUCUUUUACAUGAUACGAAGCUCGCUCGCACCUACGAGCUCAAACGCUGGUGUGAACUCCCGAAUCCCCAACGCCGUACCCGUGAAAGUGAAGCCUAUGCCUUGUGUAGAAAGCUUGAUUUUCGUGCUGGCCCCUGGAGUCAUGAAGCGUUGCCUUGGGCCCGCGCGCAGAUUCCCGUGCUGACAAAAGAACUCCGAACGCUUGAGUCCAAUCAGCGUCGGGAAGCUCUUCGGGCUUGGAGAAACUAUAUCCUGCAUGAGCCCUCGGGAAUGGGCACCUGGCUUAAGCAACGCGAACUUGUGCCAGUCAAUGAAGUCACAGGCUUGGGUCGCUCGGCUCACCACCCUAAAGAGGUCGUUGCCCUGGUCACUGAGUACUGGGAGGAGUUUUGGGCUUCGGCUCACGACAGGGGCCCAGAUGCGGAUUCCGUCUGUGCUGCUUUGGAACGCAAUGCUCUCAGGGAUACGGCAAGAAUCCAGUGGGAGCCUCCCACUCUUCAACUUCUUGAGACGAUAGUCCGCAAGGCUAAAGGGGCUGCUGGCCCGGACGGCUGGGCGGGCAAGGAGCUCAGACACCUCCCGUUGGAGGCCCUCCGCUUGUUCCGUGAACAGGCCUUGCUCUGGGAGAGACUGUGGGCCAGCGCUUGGAUCCAAACUCCCAGCCUCCAAGCCUGGUUGCGUGCCAACUUGCCCAAAGAAGUCGCUUACGGUAAGAAAGCUGACGCUUUGCAGUCGGCAGCUGUGUUCUUUGAGCACAUGGCCAAGGACGGCUAUGGGGGGUCCCUUGACUUCACGAAAUGUUAUGACCUCAUGAGACCUGAGGGCACGCUUCGGCUCAUGACGGCUGCGAGUUUCCCUCAGGGGCUUGUGGGCCUGUGUCGAGCAGUGUGGGGGUCGCAGACUAGGUGGGUCUGCUGGGACAACUGCUGCCAUGGUCGGCCUCUUUUCGCCGGCCACGCGACGGCUCAGGGCUGUCCGUUUGGUCCCCUUAGUCUUGCACUUUGGAUGGCCUCGGGCUUAAAAGCCACCAACCAGCUUUCUACUGGGGCUGCUGGUUUGGGACACACGUGUGUUUACAUGGAUGACAGAUCCAUGACUGCUCGCAGCGCUAGGGCCCUAGUCGUCAAGCUCACGGACUGGCAGUGCUGGUCUCAGACUGUGGGGCUCCAAGAAAGUCGGCCCAAGACUCAGCUCACGGCCACCACUGCCGCUCGCCGCCGGGCCCUUAUGGUAGCUUUUUCGGACCCUGAAAAGGUCACUGAUCAGCUCGAAGUUCUUGGGGUCACGGCUAGAGUCUCUAACCGGGCUAAGUCUGCCAAGGAGGAAGCUCGUUUCGCUGCUGCUAAACGCGUGAUCGCCGUUUUGGGUAAUCUUGGGUUGCCUUUUGAGCGUUUUCACUCCGUUGCUCGUAAUUUCGGGGUUGCCAAGGUUGCUUACGGGUGGCUUUGCAACUUGCCGAACAAGUCUGAUGCAUGGUCCCUGUGGACUGCCAUGCGUUCGGGUCAGAAAUGCUUACGGAGGGCUAAUAGGCAUGUCCGUGCUAUCCUUCUCGGUGGCAACAGUCAUCUUGAUAUAGUGUCUGCUGGGUCUUUGCUUCGCGCCUUGGCCGGCAUUCGUGACAGAGGCUUGGUUGAGUGGCACAACAGAGCGGGCUCGCCGCUCAAAGCUUUCCGCAAGUGGAUGGCGGAGCAAGGCAGGGAUGGAGGGCGGGGCAGUGGAAGGCCUUCCUCACCAGAGGGCAGAGACAUGAAGUCCAGGUUCUCCCAGGAUAACCGUGGUUAUCGUACGGUGGAUGCUCGUAGCUUGGUGGCUUGGUUGGAGGUCGUGCAGUGCGCCAUCUGGCGUCAACGUUCUCAGCUGUCCCGCGCAGCUAAGGGCGUCCUCACUUCAAAACUUCUUCUUCUUCUUGCUGUACAUCUUCAAUGGGUGAGUACUUUGUAUCAUUCUGACGCCUUCCAAACCUGGAUGCGGUCGGUGUUGAUGCCUGAGAUCGCUGCGAUUAACGGCGAGGAUCUGUAUGUCACUUUGCUCAGGAUUUUCGAGCAGCUGGCUGAGCAGGGUAUGGUUUUAGCUUUGGACUUCACGAAAGCUUUUGAUGCUUUGGAUGCCCGGGUUACCAUUGAAAUGCUUCGGAAGUUGAAGUGGCCCCCUGAUCUUUUGCGCGUUUUCAGUAGCGUUUGGAUGCAGUUGGCUAGGUACAUCCAAUUUCAACACCACUGUCAUCCGGAGCCUCUUGUGGCUGGAGUACAACCGCAGGGGGACCCGCUUGGACCAUUGAUCAUGGCCUUGUGGGCCCAAGCAGGACUCCUCUCGGUGCGGGGCCUGACGCAGGCCCAGUCUGCGCAGACUACUGUCUACGUAGAUGACAGGACCAUCGUCGCUCGCGAGGCAAGGGUGCUGUCUCUGCAGGAGCAGAGCUGGGCCCAGUGGUCGGCUUCUGUUGGCCUGCUUGAGCAUCCGGCUAAGACUGAUGCUACUGCCAUUACUGCGGCCCUCACCCGCAGUUUGGCGGAAACUUUUCGGCCUGAUGCGGUCCGUAAGCAUGUCAAGUUGCUGGGCGCUUGUAGUUACUUUGGGCCGCGGACCCACACUGAGGCGGAAGCUAAGUUUCUGAGGGAAGCUAAGACCUUCGCUCUUUCCAAGGCUAACUUUGGAUGGAUAUCUAGAGAGCCUGUCUUGUGGACUCUCAUGCGCGGCACGGCCCCAGCUGCUUUGAAUGCGUGGCUCAUCGCUCGGGGCUGGCUUCUGGCUGGACCGUGGCGUUGGAGCCAUCCGUUUGCUGGGCUCCGCUUGGACCUUACUGCUGGCCGGGGCCCCAUGACGCAGAAGGCGCUCAAAGACAGGACUUUUGACUUGUGGCAGGCUGGAGGCCAGGGCCUGCGCAACCUUAACUGGCCAGACCUCCGCCGGCUCCGAGAG
Messenger RNA from Symbiodinium necroappetens, 14668 nucleotides. The record is from the annotation of a GenBank genome assembly. NCBI's taxonomy places the organism in Eukaryota, Dinophyceae, Suessiales, Symbiodiniaceae.